UUUCGGUAGUGGGGUCCGGUUGGUAGCUAGCAAGGCCCGCCAAAUGGUAUGUGCAUCGUCGACACGCGGGCCGGGAAAGGUGCUGGUGGGUGGCGAGUGCAUGGGGGUGAGCCAUAUAAAACAUUAAAUUCGUCCGCACCGGCAGAACACUCGUGUAUGAGACGGCGUCCAUAAAGCAGGCAGACGACGAACACCUCCAAACGAAAGAUCGAAGACCGAUCGAAGUGCUCGCCAAAAAAGUGAAAGUGAUCUCGUUCCGUUUGUUUCCUCUCUUCUUCAAUUCCCAGUGUGAUCAGUUCCCCUCCCCCCGUCUAGUGUUCAUCACUUUUGGUCUAUUUUGUUGGCAGUAACAACACAAAAAUGAGAUUAACGCUUCAGCUGUGCUGCGGAAUACUGCUGCUGUGUGUAGUAUCUGGCCAGCAGUACAAGCAGCAGCAAUCGGCUUCGCCUUCGUCCUCCGCGACGUCUUCGGCGAGCUCCUCCGACACCGUACCUGCUGCGGCCAAUAAUGUUGCGUACCGGGCCCGACCCUACUCGAACCAGUACAGCAGCAGUUCCUCCGAAGAGGAGGAGGAUGAUCGGCCAGUUGCGUCUUACAACAGCGGUCGUCAGCAGCAGCAGCAGCAGCAGGGUAACACGCUGAAGAAGAGCUUCAAGAAGCCGUCCUACUCGAGCGAAGAGUUGGAACAGGAAGAAGAACCGGACCGACUGACGCUGCUGCUCGAAAAGUCUCAGUUCCAGUGUACGGGCCGCACGACCGGCUACUACGCCGACGAGAGCCUCGGCUGCGAGGUGUUCCACUACUGUCAGGAGAACCAGAAGCACUCGUGGAUCUGCCCCGAGGGUUUCACCUUCCACCAGGUGCACCUGAUCUGUAUGCCGCCGUCCGGUGACAACAUCUGCGAACAGUCGUCCAAGUAUCACUUCGUCAACGAUUACCUCUACAAGCCGAUCAACAUGGAGGAGCAUAUGACCAAGCCUAACGUUACACUAAGGUAUUCGGAGCGUUACUACCCGGAGAACUUCUACGUUGACGAGCGUCACUAUGAUGAGGAACGCGUCUUGCGUCAGCACGAGGAACGUCACCAGCCCCAGCAGCCAAUCAAGCAAACCUACCACCACCAGCCACAGCAGCAGACGAUUCGCAAACAGCCGGUCUAUGCCACGACACCCUCGUCCUACCGGUUGCCAUCCUCUCCUCAACCCACCCACAGCGUCUACCGUUCGCCGGAUGAGAUUAACAUCUCUCUGCAGCAGCGACGACCUGCAGCCCAGCCCGGCUCCUACGUCCAGUCCACCACGCCACGCUACGAGGACGAACCCGAGUACGAUAGCUACGAGCGGAAGUAAAUUUCGCCUGGGAACCACCACUUCUAGUGGCCAGUUGAACGUCACUGCCAUGCAUGGAACAGAAGCGGCGUGGAAGCAGCGUGUCCACAUACCCCAUUCCCCCCUCAACCCUUCCUCCCCCUGUCGUCUCCCGCGCAUCAGGGACAAGCAGUACAUUUCGUCCUCUUCAUCAGGAACCCGGCUGCCAGGUGGUUCGGAGUUCGCGUUUAGCGGGUUAGCUGUGUAAGACUACAUUUUUCGUUUUAAACCACCAACUUUUAUCGAUUAUCUUAAGCGUCAAAGAGUCAAAGAGAAGAGAACGGAGAGAGAGAGAGGGAAGGCGACAGCGUAAGGCGUAGUUUUCAAUGUCGGGAGCUUUGCUUCGUUCUACCGUUGUAAGAAGGAGCUCCGUCGUUUCGUCUCUUUUCCAUCGCGAAACCGCGAACCGAGAGUGUUUGUGUUUUUUUUCUUCGUGAUUAAGGAUUGAAAUAAAGUAAAAUAUUUAUUUUUUUUUUCAUUUAUCGAAAA
Messenger RNA from Anopheles stephensi (Asian malaria mosquito), 1857 nucleotides. RefSeq lists its product as uncharacterized. Lineage: Eukaryota; Metazoa; Arthropoda; Insecta; Diptera; Culicidae. Gene Ontology annotation, cellular component: extracellular region. The record is from RefSeq and is a predicted model, not a curated record. The coding region runs from base 361 to 1350 and encodes 329 amino acids. The transcript has 4 exons. Gene Ontology annotation, molecular function: chitin binding.